AUGGAUAUUCGCGUGACUGAGCACGUUACUUGGGGUUUAUGUGCAAUCCUCGACAUUAGGUUAGCAGCGUAUUCGAUUGCUAAAAUUGCAGAUGAGCCGAUGCAGCUAGACAAUCGCUUUGCGUGUUGGAAUUCGCAGCAAGUUGUGUCUCUCCAUGAAAUCAACUAUGAUACUUUAACCACAAAUCAUGCUAAGAAGCUUAGUCGACAGUCACCGAAUGACUCCAAUAUGAAGCUAACAUUGUCCUUUACUGCAAAUUUAUGCAGUACUCUGUUCAGUGAUGAAAGUGAUGGAAAGGCGUGGGCUGUGAUGGGUCGCUUGAAAGAAGCGAAAUGGAAGAUUAACCGGAAGUCUGAAAUAACCACUGAACUUUCCAGUAGGAGUAUGCGUAACGAAUACUGCCGAGUUUCGAGUACAGUCAAAGCUGAGGAUGCUCCAUUACCUGGCCUUCCUAUGUAUGAUGUCUUCCUCGGAGGAUCAUGUGGAACUACGGUUUGGCGGCGUCAACUUGUCAUACCAUUUCUGAAGAAGAAGGCUAUUUCCUAUUACGACCCUCAACGAAGUGUCUGGAGUGAAAAUAUGAUCUAUGAAGAAAGUAUAGCUAAGGAAAGAUCGUCGCUUUUCCUCUUUGUCAUAGAUCCAGCGACUGUUAACGCCACUUCUUUCCUCGAAAUCGCCUACUUUGCAGCCAGAAAAUCACCAAAACUAGUGGUUGUAUUCCUCGGGAAAACAGAAUGGAAGCAGAAAGCUCAUCCGGACGAUCUACCAGACAGAAAUAGAACGUGCAUAUUACUCGAUAGGAUUUUGGACGCACAUGAAGUUCCCAUGCUGUACAGCAUACAGGAUGCACUGGAUUACAUCGAAGAAGAGAUCAUCGGUAGCAAACGGUGGGCAGAUGCUCUACGAGUGCCAUGUCAACGUUUCUCUUUCCUCUCUUUGCGUACUAAAAAAGUUGCUCGGGCUGCUCAGUUCCGAGCCAGGUGUGCUUGGUUACGGAUCAUAUCAUACGCACGACAUGUAACGUUAGCUUGUGCAGCUGACACGAUCAUAUUCAUCGCUUGCCAAAUGGUUGUUCCAAAUAUUUCUAUUUUCGUCAUUUUAUUGCCUCUAUUUUUGCUCAAUGUUAUUGUCAUACUCGCCACUGAUCGACUGCAACGAUAUCGGGCCCUUCGCCCUCGUGCUGUUGCGGAUUCUUCACAUUUUCAUUUACGGGCAUCUGCCGCGAUUCCUCCGCCGCGUAUGCCAACUACCGUAACACCUCUCAAUCCUGUGAAAGCUAAAGUGUUACGUUUAAAACGGUUUUGUGAUGGCACCAUUGAUGAUGGAUUGUCUCUAUUCACUGCUCCGGAAUUGUCGAGACGACGCUCACAAAACGAACGGGUGAUUAACACACUUACAUCUACACACAUUGAACUUGCGUCCAGCGCACCGGAUGAUACAUCAUGGGUGAACCGAGUGGUUAUUCCAUACAUGGAUCGCAACAACCUGCGUUAUUCCCGGUUUCUCCUAAUGAAUGAUGUCGAGCCUGAAAAUCGAAUGAAGUGCCUUGUGACGUGGUCUUCUCAAAUGAAGCAUUUUUUCUAUCAUAUUCCAUCUACAAGAUUCUUUCUGUCAGGAAUGGUUGAGGUUGCUUACAUACUAGGCCACACUAAUUGGCAAGUAACUAUUUGUGUACCAAAAGAAGCAGAGUGUCUGGAGGCGCCGACGGUAGCAGAAGACGAAGCAGCGAAAGCAUUCAGGCGCCGGCGGAAUGAUUGCUAUCAGAUUGCCUUUUGUUACCUCAAGGACAUGGCGAAACGUCGUCAGUGUCGAGUCUUUUCCGAACUGGACGAUGCUUUGCAGUAUGUCACUAAGGCUACUUGCGCUGGAUUAUGA
Messenger RNA from Necator americanus (New World hookworm), 1875 nucleotides. RefSeq lists its product as uncharacterized. The transcript is spliced from 12 exons. The coding region runs from base 1 to 1875 and encodes 624 amino acids. The record is from RefSeq and is a predicted model, not a curated record. Gene Ontology annotation, cellular component: plasma membrane. Lineage: Eukaryota; Metazoa; Nematoda; Chromadorea; Rhabditida; Ancylostomatidae.